GAUCAUCAAAUCAAAUGGAAAAAGAAGCAGUCACAAAAAUGUACGUGCUCUGAGACUGGUAUUAUUUAUUUAUGGAUACAGAGAAUCCUUUACAUGAGCGUUGGGAAAUAUGUUUGCAUGGUAUAUGGAUGUGUUUGUGACUGACGUGAUUUAAUAGCACCUCUACAUGCGGAAAAAACAAAUCCCCCAAAGAAAAAUCCGCUCCGUUAGUGCGCACUCCAGCCGGAAGAUGGGAUUUUUCUUAUUCGAGCGCGCACACCUCCCCUUUCCCCCUCCCUCCUGCUCUCUCUCUCUCUUUCUCAAACAACUCAGCCUGUCAGUGUGCGCCGAGCGUUAGGAACAAGUCUCACUAGUCGGAUUUGCAGCCAGUGAGAGAGACACAUCGAGAGAAUCCAAGCAGGACAGACGAGAAAUGAACUAUCUAAUGACUUGCCACAUCCGAGCACAUUCUCAAAUACCCUGCAACCGAGACCCAUGAAUAAGGAUUGCAAUAUUUUUUCCACCCUGGAAAAUCUGGCAAUAAUUUUGUCAGUCUCGGCACAUUUGUAAAUUUGUGUCCAUUUGAUAUGCUUGUUUUUUUUUAUUUGCCUUGAUUAAUUUCGUUUUGCUAUCUUUGCGUUAAUUAUCCGGAUUGCUUGCUGUCCAACAUUUCAAGUGCACGCGGAAUUAUUGGAAUCUCGAAGGCAAGCAGGAAAAUCCAAUUGGAGAACUAGAGGAGAGAAAGAGAAGCAGUGAGAUCUGUCCAGCAUCAACAUGUUCUUCUGAAGAGGCGAGGAAAAGCUCAUUCCCAAAACAUCAUCCAUCUACCAUCACAUUCCUGUUCUAAUUCGUCGGGAAAACAGAAUGAAGUGGGAGUGAAAAGGGAAUGGGAAAGAUAGGUUCAGUCUGAAAGCCACGGGAAAAAAAAAACAAUAAGCAUCACGAAAUACUGGAAAAGUAAACUCUUGCAAGGAAAAUUGCAACAAAACGGCUGUGGGAAUUGAAAUUGCGGCGGAGUUUUGUCCACGAGCUACUUUUCCCUAAAGACGAUUUUUUGUGGAAUUCUCUGCUUAAAAUCCACACAGACUGCACCUUUGUUUAAUCUGUCCUCCCGUGUGUGUAUUUUUUAGUUGCUAGAUAUCCAUGCAGGCUCCCAAAACACGUUGUUCCUGAUCACACUGACGGAUUCACCUGAAGCACACACGCUUUGUUCCGAGUCCAGAGAUCUCCAACCUCUGGGAGAGUAUCCCACACAGCUUUGAUGGGAGUAAACAGACGGAAUUCGGGAUUUCAAAUGGCGAGUCAAGGCUGUGAAAAUGGAUUGGGAAUUCUCCUGAUAUUCUUAGUGGAUUUACUCGGGAUCACGGCGACCAACAUGGAGCCCAUCUACUGGAAUUCCUUGAACAAAAGGUUUAGCGAUGAUAAGGGUUAUGUCCUGUACCCUCAAAUCGGGGAUCGUCUGGACCUCAUUUGCCCAGCGUCUGAGCCGCCCGGUCCCCGGUCCCCCGCCGAAUACGAGUUCUAUAAACUGUACCUGGUCUCGUCACGGGAUCAGGCAGACAGGUGUGAAGUGACCGGAGCCCCCAACCUGCUUCUCACCUGCGAUAAGCCCAACAGUGAUAUGCGUUUCACCAUCAAGUUUCAGGAGUACUCGCCCAACCUGUGGGGUCACGAAUUUAAAACCAAUCAGGACUACUUCAUCAUCGCUACAUCAGAUGGGACGCGCCAGGGGCUGGAGAGCAUGAGAGGAGGAGUUUGCGCUACACAGGGCAUGAAGGUGGUGCUGAAAGUGGGACAGAGUCCAUAUGGUCUGCCGGCCAAAUCUCCCAAACCUGACCCCGCGGACCGUAUCAACAGCCUGAAUCCAGGUGCUGGAAACAACACACAUCCCAGAAUUCCCCCUAGAGGUCCUGGUGGAGAAAACGGCCCCCUUCCGCCCUCCAACAUCGCCGUUAUCGCAGGUGCAGCCGGCGGUUCAGCUUUCCUACUGCUCGUGACAGCUGUGAUCUGCGUGGUGUGCUACCGACGACGACAUGCCAAGCAUUCCGAAUCGCACCACCCUCCGCUCUCCCUCUCCUCCCUGACCUCGCCCAAACGGGGCUGCGGCGGGGGCGUAGGAGGUGGCAACAACAACGGCUCGGAGCCUAGCGACAUCAUCAUCCCGCUGCGGACUUCUGACUCCGCCUACUGCCCGCACUACGAGAAAGUGAGCGGGGAUUACGGCCAUCCGGUCUACAUCGUACAGGAGAUGCCCCCUCAGAGUCCCGCCAACAUCUACUAUAAAGUAUGAGAACCGGAGACGACCUUACGACAACAUCUGCUAAGACCACACCCACCUUAAACGACUACCUAAACCCCGCCCCAAGCCCCGCCCCCACAAUCUGCAUCCCCGUAGAUCAGAUCCUUUUACCUUCACACGCAUUUCUCCGACACGCUGACCACUCAAGGUCGAGUGCGUCUGUGUGUGUGUGUGUGUGUUUGUUUGUGUGUGAUACCAUUCCUCGCAACUCACCCAACUUCGGCCUUUUGUUAGAGAGAGGUUGUCCUGAUGUGAGGGCCUCCCUCUCUUUGACGUCCCACAUGGGGAAAGUUCUUAAAGCUAGAGAAGACCUCCUGGAGUGAUUCAGCCAACUGACAAAAACAUGAACUCCUUUUUGGGGGGCCGUUCUGGAGCACAAGCAUCAAAACUUUUUCUGAUGUACUUGCAAAAAGACUAUAAACACACAAAAAAAGAAAAGAAAACUCAACUUGUCCAGACCUACAAAGACAACAUGUGAACUUUGACCUCGAAUGCUACAUUUACUCACAAAUAGCAGUCUAGUUUGUGUUAAACUCCUUCGAAAGGGGGAGGGGCCAUCGAUUCAGCCAAUCGUCACACAGGGCUGCAGUCACGUGCUCUAGGACCCAUGUGUUUGAUUGGUGGAGUUGUAGUGGCGUGGAGAAUCUUGUAUAUUUUAAUAACGUGUGUAUUUUGUGAGUGUGUAGGAUAAAUAUUCCGACACUGCUGUCGCACACGUUGCGACCGGCGUGCUUCAGUACAACUCGCAAGUGUUUUUGCGUGCGGAUGAGUGCGUGUUUGAGUACAGUGUUAGCGUGAGCAUGGGAGCGUGUGUUUGUUAGACUGUUUCAAAACCAAAACACAAAAAUAUGAGCGAACAUCAAAAAAGUUUUUUUAUCGCUUUCAACACAUAGAUUAUAAUUAUAUAUGAAUACUCAGUAAAAUAAUUUUUAGAUUUUUUUCAUGUAAAGUUACAGUUUGCUAGGCCUAAUUUUUGUUUUCCUAUUUUUUAUGACAUGCUGACCUUGUUUCUUCCCCUUUUUGAGUUGUAAAUUAAUUUAAUGCUUUCAUUCCGUUGCAGAAACCGAGUUUGUUUGGUUCCCCCUCAUUUUCCUCUUUCCCUGGAGUCUCCUCCGCUCUACACAUAUAUUUUUAUAGCUCCUUGUACUCUGAUGUAGUUUUGAAGCUAGACCUCGUUUGUGAAUGUGUUGAGGUAGAACAAUCCGAGAAAGUUUUUUUAUUAUUAUUUUUAAAGACGCUUGGAAAAAAAGGGGAAAAAAUCCAGAAAGGAGGGAAGAAUUGGAUGGGGGUGAAAUAAAAAGAAAAGAAUGCGAACACCGCCUGUUGGGAAGGCAAACGCACGAGCGAGGAAACUUCUAGAAAGACUGUGAAGCUAUGGAAGAAUCACACAUUAAAAGAAAAAAAUAGGGGGAGGGGGAGGAGGGGAGAGAGAAGGAAAGCUGAAAGAUGAUUGAAGGAGAAGAGAGAGAGAGUGAGAGAGAGAGGGAUGGAAAGGUUUUUAAUAAACUCGUCUGAAGCGGUGGAAGAGGCAGAUUUGGGCCUGAUGGUCUUCUGAGGUACAAAUAGACAGAUGAGGGGAAGAAAGAAACUCUUUCUCUCAGAUGGACAACAGGAUAAAUGGACACACAGAAUUACUCUUUUGCAGACACACAGUGCUCUUUUUUGUUCACAUGAAGUGAAGUGGAAAUAUUUCUAGACUUGUUUCAAAUUCUUGAGUAUCGGACAUGUCUCAAUUUAGUAGACAUGUUCAGACACACACACACACACACACACACACACACACACAGAGAGAAAUACUCAAUGGCCAUGGCACACAGAAAAGCUCUGUCACACACACACACAUGCAUAGCUCCAAAACACAAUCAAAAGCCAUUCUGAUUGGGCAUAUAUGCUGGUUACCUCAACAAAUGCCGUGAUUAGAAUUGUUCUUACAUUCUCUUUCUCUCCUCUCUCUCUCUCUCUCACACACAUACACACACACACACACACAAUCAUGCAGCUUUGUAACUAGCUGUGUGUAUAUCUCUGUUGGUGCCAAUGAAAAUCUCUCUUUUAGGCCUGAAAUACACUCUACGCAAGUAUGUGAACGCAAACGCUUCCAACUACACGUCGUUGCUUUCUGAAAUGUGUCAGGACUCAGUUGCAUUCUCAGCACAUAUUAGCAUAAACUAUGGUCAGUUUUCUCUGACAUGGCAGAUCAGCAGUUUGGCAAAGAAUCUUACAAAACUAGUUAGCUUCAGUUAGUCAGCGGCUGAAUUUGGAAUAGAAUACUAUUCUUAAAAUGUCUGUCAUACAGUAUGCUAUUUGGAAAUGUUAGCUAAAGUGAUUCAAAGGCUGAAUUCAAAAUGGCAUGUUUUGACUAGCUUUAGCCAAUUAGCAGAGAAAAAUUAGCUAUAUGGCACUAAUAGUAACUACAUGACAUGUGGGGGGAAAACAAUAUUUUGUUGCUACAAAUUGAGAAUUCAUUCCCACAAGUUAUUAAUUUGUGGCCACGUUUCAUUAAUUAGCUCUGUUGUUGUAGUUAAAUCCAACUAAAGUGAGGGAACAAAGUAGUACAACAUGGCCGCUAAUAAACUAAAAUGAGGGAACGUAUUAAUAAAUUAUGAGAACAAAUUAAUAAUUUGUGCCCAUUUUAUUUAUUUUUUUCUGCAUGCCAUGUGUGAGGCUCUGUAGUAAGAACUGUAUGCUAGUAUGCUAUUCUGGAAACAGUUAACUAGUAGUAAAUGAAGCCCCACACAUGUAAUGUGGGGAAAAAAACAAACAAUUUAUUAAUUUGUUACCAAUUUUUACUUGAACUGUAAUCAAUUUGUACAUUUUGUAUUUCGAAAACGGCUGAUAUUAACAUUUGUUCUUGCGUUUGCGAUGCAAGCAUCCGCAUACUUGCGUAGAAUAUGUUUCUGGCCGUAGGAGUACAAAUUGUGUUCUGUUUCACUGCCAUUGUCACAGUGUGUUUUGUAUGCGUGUAAAAGAAUGUUAUCGCUAAGAAAUACACCGCAUACACGCACAUAAUAACAAGCCAUUCAUACCCAAAUAUGUUGGUGGUCUUAUUUUGCAGAUGUGAUUUGUGACUGACGUUGGGACUCGAACAAUCUGUUACUGUUUUCAAUCUGCCUAGAAAGCUUCAAUAUUUGUCUCUCAAAAGCAUUUAGUUUUGUAUCACUCUGGUGCAUCAAGACUGUGAGAAAAAAGAAACGACAUGACAUUGUUUUCCUGUCACAUUGAUGUUUUCUUCUUACACGCCAAUUUGGAUUUUGUUACUUCAAUAUCAAGUUGCCUAAAAUGUGGAGGUGUUACGUUUGUUCGGCGCUGUUGUAUUCGUGGGCUGUUUCAUACAUAUUUAAGCGUUCGAUUUCUGUUCAAAUUCUGUUGCAUUUACGAAAACAAUCAGCGUAAGCCAUGUCUCUGACCCUGUGCACAUGGACUUGGAUACAUGUGUGUGCGUGCAGGUGUGCGUAUGUCCGAAACACACGUGGACAUCGUUCGAAGACGGACCGACGCAUUGCGUUCGGAUCACAGAGGACACACGAGGAGACACAAACUCUCUCUGCUCACCAUCCUCCCUUUUUUAGGUCUCGUUUAUCGAACAUCUGGCCUCAGAAAGGUCCAUCUUCUGUCUUUCACAUCGAGCGGUUCUUUGUGCACUUGCUUUCGCCACGAACGCUGGGACCAGUAUUCUGUACGCAGACACAAGCGGGGACGAACCACAAAGUGUGUAUUUUUUUAGAGAACGCUUCAGUUGUGUGUACGUGUUUCUCUGUGCCAAUAGCCAGCGGGUGUCGGCCACUUUAAAGACCUCCAUUCCUCUCCAGUGAUGUGUUCAGACGUUUGUAAAACACCAUGUUUGUGUGUGCUGUUUUCUUUUCCGUGUCCAUCCCUCCAUCUUGCCCCCUCACGAUCCCUCUCUUGUUUUCCCUCCUGCAUACAUGCCUUUAAAAGGGUUAAACAACUAAUACAUUCCUUUGAAGAAAUGUUGAUUAAAAAACACACAAAAAAAAACUU
Messenger RNA from Onychostoma macrolepis, 6277 nucleotides. It is a transcript of the gene efnb3b, whose product is annotated as ephrin-B3b. The coding region runs from base 1241 to 2269 and encodes 342 amino acids. Lineage: Eukaryota; Metazoa; Chordata; Actinopteri; Cypriniformes; Cyprinidae. Gene Ontology annotation, molecular function: ephrin receptor binding. The record is from RefSeq and is a predicted model, not a curated record. Gene Ontology annotation, cellular component: plasma membrane. Gene Ontology annotation, biological process: axon guidance; ephrin receptor signaling pathway. The transcript is spliced from 5 exons.